AUCUUUUCCAUACUCCAUCUUUCCCUCCUCCUCCUCUUUCUUUCCUCUUGGUCUUAAACCAUGACCAACCCAAAACUAGGUUAUGCCGGAAUCUCCGAUUCCGGCAACCACAUUCCCUCCUCCAAGAAAAACCACAAGAAGCUCCUUCUCUCUCUAUUGGCCACCCUCCUCGUGGCGGCCUCCGUGGUGGCCAUUGUUGCCGGAGUAAAAAACAAAACCAAAAACUCCGACAACUCCGACACCACCAGCACCUCCCUCUCCCUCUCCCACCACUCGCACGUGAUCGUUAAGAGCGCCUGUAGCUCCACAUUCUAUCCCGAACUCUGCUUCUCCGCCAUAGCCUCUGAGCCCAACGUCACUCACAAAGUCACCAACCACCGCGACGUCAUCCAACUCUCCCUAAGCAUCACCUUCCGCGCGGUGGAGCGCAACUACUUCACCGUGAAGAAACUCCUAACCAAACACGACCUAACGAAACGCGAGACAACCGCGCUCCACGAUUGCCUCGAAACCAUAGACGAAACCCUCGACGAGCUCAGAGAAGCACAACACGACCUCGAGCUCUACCCUAACAAGAAAACUCUGUACCAGCACGCCGACGAUCUCAAAACCCUCAUCAGCGCCGCCAUAACGAACCAGGUCACGUGCCUCGACGGUUUCUCUCACGAUGACGCAGACAAACACGUGAGGAAAGAGUUGGAGAAGGGACAGGUGCAUGUGGAACACAUGUGCAGCAACGCAUUGGCCAUGACGAAGAACAUGACCGACGGUGACAUAGCAAACUACGAAUACAAGAUGAAAGUGGAAAACACUAACAGCAAUAGAAAGUUAUUAGUGGAGAAUGGUGUUGAGUGGCCGGAGUGGAUUUCGGCGGCGGAUAGGAGGCUGCUGCAGGCGGCGACGGUGAAGGCGGACGUGACGGUGGCGGCGGACGGGAGCGGGGACUUUAAGACGGUGACGGAGGCGGUGAAGGCGGCUCCGUUGAAGAGUAGUAAGAGGUAUGUUAUAAGGAUUAAGGGUGGGGUGUAUAGAGAGAACGUUGAGGUGGAUAAGAAGAAGACGAAUAUCAUGUUCUUGGGUGAUGGAAGGACCAACACUAUCAUCACUGCUAGCAGAAAUGUUGUUGAUGGUAGCACCACCUUCCACUCUGCCACCGUCGCUGUGGUGGGUGCAAAUUUCUUGGCCCGGGACAUAACAUUCCAAAACACAGCGGGCCCAUCAAAGCACCAAGCCGUGGCCCUAAGGGUUGGUGGGGACCUCUCAGCAUUCUUCAAUUGUGACUUCCUAGCAUUCCAAGACACCCUUUAUGUGCACAACAAUCGCCAAUUCUUCGUCAAGUGCCUGAUUACUGGCACAGUGGAUUUCAUCUUUGGCAACUCAGCAGUGGUGUUCCAAGACUGUGACAUCCACGCCAGGCUUCCUGACUCGGGCCAGAAGAACAUGGUCACGGCCCAAGGAAGAGUUGACCCUAACCAAAACACUGGCAUUGUGAUCCAAAAGUGUAGGAUUGGUGCCACUAAGGACUUGGAGUCUGUGAAGAAGAAUUUCAAGACUUAUCUUGGGAGGCCUUGGAAGGAGUACUCUAGGACUGUGAUCAUGCAAAGUAGUAUAAGUGAUGUCAUUGACCCAAUUGGGUGGCAUGAGUGGAGUGGGAAUUUUGCAUUGAGUACUUUGGUUUAUAGGGAGUACCAAAACACUGGGCCUGGUGCUGGUACUUCUAAUAGGGUCACUUGGAAAGGGUAUAAGGUCAUCACUGAUGCUGCCGAGGCCAGGGAUUAUACUCCUGGAAGCUUCAUUGGGGGCUCUAGCUGGUUGGGCUCAACUGGGUUUCCUUUCUCUCUUGGUUUGUAAAUUAUGUGAAACUUUUGAGUCUUGUAAUUGUUACCUAUUGUUAUUGUUAUGUGGCAGAGAGAAACAAAUUAAGUUGGCCCAAAUGUUUAGAAGAAAACAAAAAAAGGAAAGAGGGAGAGAGAGAGAGAUUAUUGCUGGAGAGGUGGGUGGGGGGUUUUAGUUUAUCUUUCACUUGUAUUGGUUGGGUUUUGGAACACACCAUGUUCUUCUACCUUAGGCUAUUUAUUGUGAUAGUGCCAUUGGCUAAAAUAAUCAUGAUAAUAAGUGUAUCAAUGUAAGCCAAAGUUUUGGCUCGUUCAAAAAUUGGAUUAAAAUAAUCAUGAUAAUAAGUGUAUCAAUGUAAGCCAAAGUUUUGGCUCGUUCAAAAAUUGGAUU
Glycine soja is the source of this 2226-nucleotide messenger RNA. RefSeq names its product pectinesterase-like. The record is from RefSeq and is a predicted model, not a curated record. Gene Ontology annotation, biological process: cell wall modification. Bases 61 to 1851 code for a protein of 596 amino acids. The transcript has 2 exons. NCBI's taxonomy places the organism in Eukaryota, Viridiplantae, Streptophyta, Magnoliopsida, Fabales, Fabaceae. Gene Ontology annotation, molecular function: pectinesterase activity; pectinesterase inhibitor activity.